Gambusia affinis (western mosquitofish) is the source of this 8075-nucleotide messenger RNA. RefSeq names its product glutamate decarboxylase 2 (gene gad2). The transcript has 16 exons. The record is from RefSeq and is a predicted model, not a curated record. Gene Ontology annotation, biological process: GABA shunt. NCBI's taxonomy places the organism in Eukaryota, Metazoa, Chordata, Actinopteri, Cyprinodontiformes, Poeciliidae. Bases 625 to 2382 code for a protein of 585 amino acids. Gene Ontology annotation, cellular component: cytoplasm. Gene Ontology annotation, molecular function: pyridoxal phosphate binding; glutamate decarboxylase activity.
AGAGCAGCCGGUCGUCAAAAGAAAAAGCUCCGCAAUCGCCUUGCGGAUGAAUUAGUUGGCAUUCUGCGGCUGUAAGUUGGGCGCUCCAGGGGAACGAAAUGUUGGGGGCGGACGGAGUCACGACGCGCCACGCAACGCAGCUCGUCAUGACCCUGGAGUGAAUCACGCAAUUUCUUUGCUGACGUGAAAUUUUCUGCGCGGCUGCGGGUGUUGAGUAUUUUUACAGACAUCUGUGUUUGGUUCCCUCCACAUCAACACUUGAUUUUCUUCUUCUUUGUUUGAAAAGGUGCAACAUUUCAUUCAGAACUUCCUUUGUUUUGCUUUGUUUGUUUUCUGUUUUAAUCCCUGCGCGCACAUAAGACGCGCCGCUCUUUCUUUCUUCUUCUUCUUUUUUUUUUUGCGGAUUUUUAUGCGCACACGCAGCUCCAUGCAUCCCGCACCUGUGGACGCUCUUUGUGUUUCGUGUUUUUGACGCGCUCUCUCCCACGCCGCACGGAGCGGUGAGUCGGAUGCGCGGCGGCUCUCCGGUCACAUUCAGCGCCGCAGCGGCCGCGAUCAGCUGCGUGUGGAUGGGCUCUGCGCCUGCUCCCCGCGCCUCCCGCACCUCCUAACCACCGGCGACAAAUGGCAUCGCACGGCUUCUGGUCCCUCGGCGGGGAAAAUCCGGGGGCCAACACCGGGAGUCAAAGCCCCAGCACCCCCAGGGCUUGGUGCCAAGCAGCUGCCCAGAAAUUAUCCGGAGGAAUUGGAUCAAAAUUAUGUGCGCUGCUAAGUGUCGGAGAAGGGGAGAAACCCGCCGAGCCGGCCGCCAAGCAGCCGCCGCAGACCGCUGCGGGAAGCUGCGGCUGCAACAAAUCCUGCACCUGCACCAAAGGCACCGAUGUGGGCUUCUCAGACCUCUACUCAACAGACCUGCUGCCUGCCAUGGACGGAGACACCAAAACGAUGACCUUCCUGCAGGAGGUCGUGGAUAUUUUAAUGGCCUACAUAGUCGAGUCGUUCGACCGGGAAACGAAAGUGAUCGAUUUUCAUUAUCCCAACGAGCUGCUGCAGCUCAACAACUGGGAGCUGCAGGACGAGCCGGCCACGCUGGAUGACAUCUUGAUCAGCUGCCGCGCAACUCUCAAAUACGCCAUCAAAACAGCGCACCCCAGGUACUUCAAUCAGCUCUCCACAGGAUUAGACAUGGUCGGGCUGGCAGCCGAUUGGCUCACAUCCACGGCCAACACCAACAUGUUCACCUAUGAGGUGGCGCCUGUGUUUGUGCUGCUGGAGUACGUCACCUUGAAGAAGAUGAGGGAGAUCAUUGGCUGGUCGGACGGGCGAGGAGACGGCAUUUUCUCACCCGGGGGUGCUAUUUCCAACAUGUACGCUAUGCUGCUGGCCCGCUUCAAGAUGUUCCCUGAAGUGAAGGAGAAAGGAAUGUCGUCCGUCCCCAAACUGGUGGCCUUCACAUCCGAACACAGCCAUUUCUCCAUCAAAAAGGGAGCGGCGGCGCUUGGCAUUGGGACUGAAAGCGUGAUCUGCAUCAAAGCAGACGAAUGCGGCAAACUGAUCCCCGCCGACCUGGAGAGGAGAAUACUGGAGGCGAAACACAAGGGGUUCGUACCGUUCUUUGUGAGCGCGACAGCUGGGACAACCGUGUACGGCGCGUUUGACCCGCUCAUCGCCAUCUCUGACAUCUGCAAAAAGUACAACAUCUGGUUUCACGUGGAUGGAGCGUGGGGAGGGAGUCUGCUCAUGUCCCGGAGACACCGGUGGAAACUGGACGGCGUUGAGAGGGCCAACUCUGUGACCUGGAACCCUCACAAAAUGAUGUCCGUCCCCCUGCAGUGCUCCGCCCUGCUCGUCAGAGAGGAGGGUUUGAUGCAGAGCUGCAACCAGAUGCACGCCUGCUACCUCUUCCAGCAGGACAAACAGUACGACCUUUCUUACGACACCGGGGACAAAGCGCUGCAGUGUGGACGCCAUGUGGACAUCUUUAAACUCUGGCUGAUGUGGAGAGCGAAGGGAACCAUCGGCUUCGAAGCUCAGAUUGACAAAUGCUUGGAGCUGUCGGAGUAUCUGUACAACAAAAUCAAAGACAGAGAAGGAUACCAGAUGGUGUUCGAUGGGAAGCCUCAGCACACCAACGUCUGCUUCUGGUACCUCCCUCCGGGGAUCCGCUACAUGGAGGACAAGGAGGAGAAGAAGAAGCGCCUUCACAAGGUGGCUCCAGUCAUCAAAGCCAGGAUGAUGGAGUACGGCACCACCAUGGUCAGCUACCAGCCACAAGGCGACAAGGUGAACUUCUUCCGCAUGGUGAUCUCCAACCCUGCUGCUACCUUCGAGGACAUCGACUUCCUCAUCGAGGAAAUCGAGCGACUCGGCCACGAUCUAUAAGACUCCUCUCGCCAAAUCCUCCUGUACUUUCCCCCCGUUGAUGGAUGAAAUGUUUGUCAUGAAUGUACCGGUAACCAUUUUCAUUUCUCUUUUUUCCUGUAAAGUCUAAUAUUUAAGAGUAUAUUUAAGAAGAAGAAGAAAAAAGAUGUAUUAAUAUAUUAUGUACUGCAGCUUUUUCUGUGGACUGACCUGGUCCAGCGCAAUGUAAAAGUGCUUCUGUCCGCCUUUCUUAUGGUAUAGUCGCCGCAAGAUUAGUGUGAUCAGUGUGACUUUAUAUGUACUUUUUGUGCUAUGAAAUGCUUGUGCAAUAAGUCGUUGAGGGAGAUCUGAGAUUUUUGGAUCAUUUCUCAUUCGCAGAGUUUGUUGUUAAAUGCCAAAUGUUGUUGUGUUCUAUCGUAACGUUUAAGAUUUUAAACAAAGAAAGCACUAAUCUUUACCUCAGCUUAAUUAACUGCCUGUACAGCAGGGGGUAGAGUCCAGUCCAGGAAGCUGUUUCAACUAAAAUGUAACAUUUAAUUUGCACACUGUUCUGGAUAUCAGAAAAAAAAAAAUAGACAAGAUGAAAACACAAAACUGCCGAAUUACCUAAAAAAAGGCCAGCAGGUGGCGGUAAUGUCAACAUGAAUUACCUUUAAGCAAAUGUUGAUAUUCUGAGCAAAUCCCACUAAAGUUGGAACCACUCCUUUUUUAUUUAUUCCCCAAUGGAGCCAAAAGGACAAAAUUAGUUUUUCCCCUUUGUAAUUUAGUAGUUUUACUUAUUCAAGAGUCAUCUGCGGUAAGGUAUUUUAUACCGACUAUAAAACUAUCAGUUCCUUUUGUUUUGGUGACUAAAGUAAAUUUAUACAAAAUAUGAAUGCAAUAAUUAAUAUCUACCAUCAGGAGGCCAAUUAUAGUUAUAAGUUUUGAAAACGGUCGUAAACUAAAUAUUCUAAAAAAAAGUCGGCUGGCAUAAAUGUCAAUCAGAGCAACAGUCAACAGAAAUGGAGUCCAAAAUUUAAUACACAGAAAAUAGUGCACAACAAAAAUGACCAAUAAGAUUGAAAUUUGUUUAUGAUUGCUUGUAUCCAUAAUAAACCAAAAAUAUUCAAUGACCAGUUAAAGUAAAAGCACUGAUUAAAUGCCUGUGAGCAAAUGGUUUUCAUGGGUAUAAAAUGGCAGCAGAUUUGGUCAAAACAAGGUAAAAUUAAAACAUUUGAGGAAAAUGUACCCAUGUUCCAAGCUCAUUUAUUGCACCAUAACUAAAAUGGCUACAGCAGUCAUUUUGAUGUUUAGCACAUUGUUAAUGCUUAGAGUACUGUUUACUCUAAACUCUAGACUGUUUUACUGUUAUUUUCCAAAAUCAUACUCUAGGAUUCACCAAAAAUAGUUUCUUUAAACCAAAACAGUGUUUCAUGCAGGAGAUGCAUCAUAAAAUGUCUGUUUUAGUACAAGCAACGUAAAACUAAAGAUACCGCCCCUUAUUAGGAAUGCUGGCCUAAAAUAGCAAAAUGUAGUUUGAAUCUCAGUGAUCAUGAUGUUGGGCUUAAAACUACAAGUUAAAGGCCAAGGCACUGGAAUGAAGACCCAUUUAAUACUGGCAGCUUCUUGGUACUUUUUAAACUGAGACCCUUGGUAAUGGUGGGAACCAUCCAAUCAACCAACCAAUAAACCAACUAACCAACCAACCAAUAAAUCGACUAACCAACCAACAAAUAAACCUACCAAUAAACUCAUCAACCAACCAAUAAACCAACUAACCAACCAACAAACCAACCAACCAAUAAAUCGACUAACCAACCAACCAAUAAACUAAUCAACCAACCAACCAACCAAUAAACCAACUAACCAACAAAUAAACCAACCAAUAAACUAAUCAACCAACAAAUAAACCAACAAACCAACCAAUAAAUCGACUAACCAACCAACAAACCAAGCAACCAUCCGAUCAACCAACCAAAUAAACUAAUCAACCAACCAACCAAUAAAUCAACUAAUCAACCAACUAACCAAGCAACCAUCCGAUCAACCAACCAGUAAACCAACUAACCAACCAAUAAACUAAUCAACCAAUAAAUCAACUAAUCAACCAACUAACCAACCAAUAAACUAAUCAACCAACCAACCAAUAAAUCAACUAAUCAGCCAACAAACCAAGCAACCAUCCGAUCAACCAACCAGUAAACCAACUAACCAAUUAAUAAACUAAUCAACCUACCAGUGAUUCCAGAUUGUUAACAGGUUCAGGAUAUUUCCAAUUGAUAACUGUAGUGUGACUUUAAUCAGAGCUUAAUAGUUUUAAUCGUAAUGAGAUUAAAGACACUUUAAUGUAUUUUAAUGUAUCCGUUUAUACAGCUUCACUCUUUUUCUGAGAGUCUGUUGAUUGUGUUUAGGUUUAGCUCCUGCCCUUUUCCAUGAGCGUCAUAAUAAACUUUCCCAAUAACUUCUACAAACGUCUGCAGAUGAUCUUAAUUAGUCCGACGAAAACAGAUUCAAUUAUAUUAUAAAUUCAAUAAUAAAAAAAACUGAUGAAAACCAGAAAUUUAACAUGUCAGUCGGCCUGUCAGAAUAGCAAAUUUUGUUUAAUCUUUGGGUAAAACUAGAAAAAAGAAACGGAAAAUAAAGUGGACAAAAAAAUGGUUUACCACUUACAUUUAUUUGCUAAACUUGUUUCUGAGUUGCACUUUAUCACAUUUUGAGAAGAAAAGCUGGAAUGUAUAACUGAAAAAAAUAAAUGUUUCUAUGAACCUGCUUGUGUAUAAAAUCAAAACUAAAUUAUUUUAUCUUCAGCUGAAAAGGGCCAAAUGUUCAUUUUAGCAUCUCUUCCUUAUCUUUAGCACUUAAUGACAAAACCUUAAGCAGAAUUACCUGAAAGGCAGGGCAAUAAUAAUAUUAAUAAUAUCGCUGUUUUGGUCAGAUUUGGGUACUUUAACACUAGAUGUUACUUGCACUAAAUUAUUGUGGAGAGCAACUCAAGUGGCAACUGAGAUUGCUUCUGUUUUCAUUCACAAGCAAUAUUUAAGGGUCCAAGCUACAUAUCCCGCAAAAAGCAGUGAAAUAUCAGCGCACGUUAACGGAAGAUAAUCAAGUUUUCAAACCAAGCACAUGAUAACUUAGGUAAUAAUAAUAAUAAUAAUAACCUGUAUAAAAGCUUAUUGUAGGCAGGGUUAGCUGUUGAAACUCUGGUUUUCUUUUAAAAAGCAGAAGUUUUGUAGCAUUUUCAUUAGACUGAGGUAGAAAAGCACAAUUUGCUCAACACUAUCAAUCACUUUGAAACAUAGACUGUAAAUACAACUACAAGAUGUCCUAAGUACAUAUCUUUGUGUAUACAUAUUAUGUAUAUAAGACGUAUAACCAGAGACUAUUUGUGAGGUAAAGUUGUUCAUAUUUUCUCUAUAUCUGAUAUGAAUACCCUGUAUUUUCAUCUCGUCGGCCCAAAAGGCUUUACUUUUCACUGUGCGUGUGUGUGUUUGUGUGUGUGUGACUCUUCUAGCUGUUUCAACGACAACUUGUUUCAGGGACUGGCUUUAAAAAGAAUGGACAGAUGUCACCUCCAAGUACUUCGUUAGGAGGUGUGAAAGUCUGGCGUUAGGGUUUUAAAUGAAUAUGCAAAGCCAUUUUUUGACUCUGAAGCUCCGUGUUUUUCUGUGCACAGGUGAAACUUGACUGUAUGUGCCGACGUGUACCUUAGCGUGUUUGUGACUGUGUUGCCUUAGUAGAGAUUUUUCAGUAUCGUCUAGUUGACCUCCGGAAAAAAGCAGGAGGUUGUGCACUUUAGAGUAUACGACCUAAAUAACGUGCAAUGUCUAAUGGUUGUUUAUGAUUUAAUGUUUAAAAAAAGAUUCUCUAACAUAAUGUAACUGGAGCUCUUUGGUCUGAAUGUGAAAGGAAUUAAGGGUCUGUUUUAAUUUGAUUUUGUAGAUGUAGUAAAGCUUAUGUUGCCACUCCCUAAGUGGAUCUGUUGUGCACACUGUGACAGAGACAACAUCAGAUUCAUGCCAGCUAACCUCACUGCGGUGAGCCUGAGAAGCCAGACACUUUUCACAGGCGUGCGGACUCUGGUCACAUGACCUGAACUCAAGUCACAAAUCGAAUGACUUCUUCAUGAAAUGGUGAAAAACCUGGAUGUCAACUCAGACUUUAACACCAACAAAACUUUUGACUAUUGACUGAAUUUAAUUUAGGACUGAAAUGAUUAAUCAGAUUAGUCAUGAUUAAUGGUGAUCAACAUUGAUUAAUUGGAUUAAUCGUGAGUAAUCAUAUUAAGAGUAAUUAAUACUAUUAGAUCCAAUCCAAUCAGAUUAAUCGAAUCAUUAAUUCAACUAAUCACAGUUAAAUGUAAUUAAUACAAUUAUCUGUAAUUAAUCAGAUUAAUUGUGAUUAAUCGAUUACCAAAAAAAUCAUCAACUAAUUUAAUGAUUAAUUGUUAAUUGGAGUAUAAAGACUCAAUAAAAUGCAAUUUUGCUGAAAGAACAGCACACUCAGAGCUGUAAUUAAGCCAAAACUAUACUAUCUAUAUAUAUAUAUAUAAUUUUUUUUUUUUCAUUUAAGAUAAAGAAAAACUAACCAUUGUCUGUAUACAUAUAUCACUUUUUAUAACAAAAAAUACUGCCCCUUUAAGACUUCGUAGAGAAAGGAUAUUGUGAUGACUUCCUGUAGGCGGAGCUUCAGAAAGAACAGGAGCUUCUUAAAGAGACGGAGCCCCAGUUAACAGCGUUAAAUUGACUGUAGGUAUCAGUCACUUGUGCUAUAAAAUGGCGCUUUGUGCCUGAAAAUCACGCUACUGCCCCUUUAAUUUUGCACUUGACUUAAAUCUUGCUUCAGAUUGCGGUUUCUCACUCAGGACUUGCAGUGUUUGACUUUGGACUCAACCUGGGACCAACACGGGUUUUAUUUGGGUUUUGACUUGGGUGUAAAGGUGACUUGUGACUCGCUCCCGUCUCUGCUCGUUCCUCUUGCUGCUCUCGCUGCCGCUACACUCGCGCCCCUUGCAUGUGCAUGCGAUUCCCUGCCUCUCCAGCUUGUUCCAUGUGCGGUCUCCUAUAUAUCCAUGUGCAUAUAUGUAAACUGUAUGUAUAGCUCCUGUAAUUAGCCUAAGUGUCCUACAUAUACCAAUAUUUAUAUAUAUAGCUUAGCUUGUAGAUUAGUGCACUGUCGCUCUAGCCUUUACAUGUAAUCUUUGUGUCCUGGGCUUCCUGUAAAGUCUCUCUGUGCUGCCAGCAUGCCGACCUCGCUUUGCAUCGUUUUCCUCUCCGUGCCUGAUCUGCCUUUCUCUCUCUUCCCCCUUUCUGCUUGGAAACUGUCGCUGCUUUCAGUGUCUUAUAUAAAUAUAUAUAAAUGUAGUCCUUCAGCAUGUCUUUUUGAAAGCUUUACUCUGCUCUGAUCUUUCCUAUCUUUCUCCUUCUGCUUCGCCCUCUGGUCAGCAGCAUAUCUCCGCGCCUUCCUCUUAAUAUGUCUCGGCGACCUGAUGUUGCUCUGUUUUUGUGCCUCAAACAGUAGAUUCACCCAGAAAGACGGAAAACAGACCCUGCUUUCUUGUUUAGGUUCAACGUUUUUCUUUUCAUUGUUUCAUUAGGACAAAUAGAAACCUUACUGUUGUCCUCAAAGAGGAGGUAAACUCUAAAUAUGUACUCUGUAAACUGGCUUUCAAACAUGCAUUUGUCCUAAAUUACCUGUUAUUCUAAGAAAGAAGAAGAAAUAAAUAUAACAAGACAACA